AUGGCUGAACAAGAAGAACAACGACUGCGACAACAACAACAACAACAAGAGGAGGAAGCGGAGGAGGAGGUGAAGGAACAACAAGAACAAGUAAAUAACCAAAGCCGUCUGCCAAGCGAUUGGUUUUAUUCGUCUGUUAUGUUAACUAACCGUUUGGAUAUCGGUGAACAUGCUAGCAUUGAUAGUUACCAAAUGGAUCAUUUGGAACAAAAUGAUCAAUCAUCAUUAACCUUUAACAAUCUUCCGGAUCCAGAAUUUUUGCAUAUUUGUCGAAAUGCUGAUGCAUCAAACGAUAUAUACCCUAAUAUUGUGACUACUGCUUCAUCAUCCUCUUCUCCUUCCGUACAAAGGAAAUCAUCAAUUCAGACUACCUGUCUAGAAACAACUAUUCCGCAUGACAAAAUUAUUCAAAAUCGAGACAUACUAAUCAAAGAUUCAAUUAGUCCAUCGAAUAUGAGUGAUAGUGCUAGUUUUACUCAUACAGUUGUCAGCAAUCCGAAUUUUCAAAUGACCAAUCAAUCUAGCAUGCAUCAUACCUUACAAAUGCAAUAUCAAAAUAAACGUAAUCAGUGUGCUAAUAUGCGUAAAUCACGUACAACAUCAAUCUGUAAUAAGAAAGUUAGAAGUAGCAGUAGCAGAAAAAAUGAUAAUAUUCAGCUAGAAAGGGUCGAAAAAGUAGAAGUAGAAGAUAGUGACGGCGGUGAUGGUGGAGGAGCACCGCCCAAUGUACUUUAUUCGCACUCAACAACAAAUAGCUCCGAUAAAAUGAAAUGGAAUUGUGGUGUGAGGUGGCCAACAGCAAAACGAACCGGAAUGUUCACGUCAUCUUAUUCAGUGCAUAUUGAUGCGCACGACAAUUCAGGCACAACAGAUGACGGUACAGCAACAGUAACGGAUAUUGCUGGUAGUGAGGAAGUGAUAGAAUCAACGAUGAUUGAUAUGGAUUCGAAAUUUGAUGGAAAUAUUGGUGAAGUUAUUCAAAAGAUGGAGGUAAAGACAGUUUUUGAUAGUGAAAGAACAAAAAAUAUUACUGUUUCAAAGGCACCAAUGCAACAACUUCAAUCUCAAUCAAAUUUAACGGAUGCUACAGUCACCGUUACAGCAGUACGAUCACCAUCUUCAUCAUCAUCAUCAUCAUCAAAGACUGAAUUGGAUGAACAAUCUUUAUCACCAACAGCUUCACUUGAAGGUUUAUCAUUGCCAUCCAUAAAGGUACCAAUCAAAAAACGACGCAUACAUAGUUCCCUUACACAAGUACCUUAUAAUAAAAGUGCAAAAACGACAAAUACCUGUACGAACAUUCCACUGAAUACGUAUGAUACCUUUUCGGAGCAUCAUCAACAUCUACCAACAACUAUCGCUUCUGGUGCAACAGUCACAAGUACUGCUACAGAGAGUGCAUUCUCGAGCUGCUACCAAAUGGCAACAACAGGAUCAACGGGUACCAUGAUCAAUGAGGAUCCUAUGCCACCUGUAACUACUUGUCAGAAACUACCACUGACUGGUAAUGAUGUUUGCGGAAGUGUGCUGAAUGAUCAGGCCGUCAGGAUUGUAUCCAGCUUUGAUCCAUUACCUAUAACAAUGGCGAAUAGCUUAUCCGAAGCAGAAAUCGUUAACUUAUUAUGUCGAAAUCUUUGCGAUAUUGAACGUAUUGUCGCACAGCAGCGGAUUGCUUAUUCCGCAGCAUCGGCAGUCCAUCUACCGUCACUACUACCACAAGCUAACGGUGAACAGAAAUCACAGGUAAAUUAUACGGGUCCAAUGAUUGUACCAGAUCAUCAACAACCAGAUCAGCAACAGCAUCAUCAUCACCACUAUCAGAAUACUGCCGUAGAGCGACGACGGUCUGGUACUAUAGAUAGCAGCGAUACUCGGCGGUUUCAUCCAUAUGCGGCAGCAACAACAACAACAAGAGAAGUACCAGCAGCGGCUUGUUGUAGCAAUAGUAUAACCGUUUGGUCACCAUCGAUACCACCUCAAGCUGAUCUCAAGCAAAAAUAUCUCCGUUCUCUAGCACCUGUGCUUUACGAUUUGUUAACCGAUGAUUGCGAAUCCAAGAAUUGUCAAAAAAACACUGAUUCGAUGAAUUGUUCAAUUUUAAAAAGUUGUAUGGAACCAUCUAUGGAUUCCUAUCUUCGAUCUUUAUCAUUGUUAGCUGCAACUGCUAGUCUUCCGAUUACUACUAAUAACAAAUUUGAUCAUUUACCAUUUAAUUAUAUUGACUAUUUUACCCUUCAGCAAUGUAGUUUAUUACUUGGAUCAGCACCAGUAACAUCCACUGAUUUGCUCAAAUUGGCUCAAUCAGCAAAUCUUCUGUAUAAUGCCGCUGUAACCACACCAACAAUUAAUCCAGACACAAUGUUAUCCGAUAAAAUUCCGUUCACCAGCAAAAUUGAUCAGCAUUCCGCUUCAAAUUCCAUCAACGGUUCGUAUCCACAAUCAUCACAACAAUCAACAAUGCUUACUGUUGAUAAUGAACCAUCAUGUUGA
Brugia pahangi is the source of this 2490-nucleotide messenger RNA. Lineage: Eukaryota; Metazoa; Nematoda; Chromadorea; Rhabditida; Onchocercidae. The record is from the annotation of a GenBank genome assembly.